Phaedon cochleariae (mustard beetle) is the source of this 2658-nucleotide messenger RNA. Lineage: Eukaryota; Metazoa; Arthropoda; Insecta; Coleoptera; Chrysomelidae. The record is from the annotation of a GenBank genome assembly.
UUGCUGUUACACGUGAGAGCCGUCAAUUCCAAAGAGGACAUCAACAAGAGCAAGGCGAAAAAGUUCGAGAAAUCCACCGCGAACAUCACCAUCGACAAGCUGGGCCUGCCGUCGAGGAAGACCGACUUCUACAUGGGCUGCGACGUCAUCCACGAGCUGAGCGUGACGCUGCACACCGUCAAGAGGUCGACGGCGCCCAACGACCCCUCGACCAGACUGACCAGGAAUAGGAGCAACAAUGGAGAGGCACCCAAUCAGCAACUGGAGUUUCUGGCGAUCGUCGAAGAGAAUUUGGCUGCGCUGGCGCAUCAGUGUUUGUUGCUCGGAGGAAGGAGUAUAGCGCACAAGUGUGUCAGGUUGAUAUUAACUUGUUGCAGAGGCGCAGAAAAUAUCGGCUCGGACCGCUCAGACCGCCUAUCCUCCUGCGUCCUCGCCGCCCUCUUCCGAACCCUCGACUCGAUCCAAGACGUACGAUCCUCCGCCGGCCUGCAGUGGCUGUUCGCCCUCCUCCUCGAGGCCACCGGCAAGGCGAAGGAGGCCGCCCUCACCGCCCGCUGCGUCUCGCUGCUGGGCAAGCCGGCGCUCUUCGACGUCGAGCCGCCGUCGCCAGCGAAGGCGUCGGACGCCGUGGAUGCCUACCUGGGGCAGUGCUCGACGCCGCAACCGGGCGUGGAGGGCGGGGGAGGGCAGCCGGCGGGGGGCGGCGCGUCUGCCGCCCGCCCUGACGGCGAGGGCCUCAGCGCCAAGGACGUGCUGUCGACGUCGACGGCGCGGCUGCGGCACAAGAACGUCGCCUCGCAGCGAGUCAUACACGGCACCCGAGUGGAACGCGCCGACGCCGCUUCGUCGCCCCCCUCCUACCUCAGCAGCCUGAUGCCCGUGUCGUUCUCGGCGAACGCCACUGACGCGGCCGGCAACAAGAAGGAGUACAUGGAGAAGCUGAUGGACAGCGUGGGCAAGAUGAUGAAGGCGCAGCUGAAGGGCAAGCAGGGCGGGCAGGCUGGCGGUGGGGCGGGGGGCAGCGAGCCCGACGGCAUGGACAAGUGGAUGGCGAUGUUCGGGGAGGCGGAUCAGGUGGCCGUCGACGUGGAUAGUAAGCUCGAUGCGAUUUUCGUGAACAUCUCCAAGCAACUAGAGAACCCCGCUCCGGCCGCCCAUAAGCCACCGGCCGCCCAACCCGAAGAGGUCUUCUCCGCGUCGAGCCACGCCAGCAUGCUGCCCUGGCAACAAUUACUCGCCGUGCCACCCAAGCAGGUCAUCGUGGUGGAGCGCAUGCAUUCGGGUGCCAGACGGCACGUGACGUUGGACUUUGGCAAACCGGUGCUGCUCACAGAUGUGUUCAUACCGGCCUGCUCGGAUCUGGUUACGGUGACGGUGAAUAUUUGGCUAAGGGGGGAGGACGUGGACGAUACGAGGUUAGUGGUGGCGUUGGACAUCGGGACGAGGAAUUUGUUGUUGAGCGAUUUGCAACCGCCGCCGUUGUGUCAGUUUAUGAAGCUCAAGGAGCUGCUGCAGCCCUUCCUCGUGGCUGAUAUGAGAAACGCCAUGCACCUGGCAACGUACAUGAACAUCCUCAAGGACAAGAACAUGAAUGUGAGCAACGCGGAGCACAGCAAAGUGCUGGCUGCGUACCAGGAAACUGUAAAGUUCCAGCACCAGUUGAAUAUCAUCAAGAACGUAAUCGGAAGGAUAGAGGGCAGCUUGAGCGAUGGGGCGCGGUCAGUGAGAAACUCCGAAGUCUCUACUGACAAACUCACUGCCAUAGCAGAAAACAUCCUAGAAGUCCUGCUGUCGAUAGAUUGCACCACGGAAAUGCCUCGGGAACUAUGUCAGCGAUUCUUCCAAGGGCUUUGCAUGACGCAGCCCUCGAGGCUGCAGCUGCUAGCCGCUAUUUUCCUGGAAAAACACUGCGGGCGAACGUCCUACUGGGGCGAUUUCCUCGCGGACACCCUAGCGGAGACCUUCUCGACUUCCUACACUCUCAAGUUCCCGCAGGACCGGCUCUUCAUCCUGCUGGCGUAUCUCAGCAGGAAAUCGCCUGAGAAGAGUUCCGUCAUAGAUGCUGCCCUUCGUGUGGUGCAUGAUACUCUGAAACCCUUGAUGAACAAUAGGAAGUCGCUGUUGGCGAUCACCGUCGAUUUGCCGCUGCUGUCCUGGCAGCUGAUGUAUCUGUCGCUGCAGCUGUCGUUGUGCAAGAUGCAAGGGGGCGCUCAGAACAGGUGGAAUUGGGUUCUCGGAGAGAUGAGCUACCCGACAUACUCCAGCGUCGUGAUAAACGCAGACUCGCAAUCCUACCAACAGAAGCUGAAAAGCCUGAUGGUGCAAGACAAGUUGUUCAGGUUGAAGCACUUCAAGAAAGUGCAGGACGAGAACAGGAUAUCCAAGGAGAAGAAGGAGCAGGCCGCAGAAAAGUCGAACGUCGUACUGAGAAUGCCGCAGUUCAUCGACAGCGUCCAUUGUCUGGCGCUUUUAGAGGAGAGUGAACUGUUGGAACUCAUCACGUUUUGUAUAUCUUGCAAGAUACCGUGGGCCCCCUUUGCUCUGGCUUGUUUUCUGCAAGACGCCAUCGAGUUGACUCUGGCCAAGUCAGAUGAAGUCGAAAUGGAAACUGAAACCACUGCGUCCGCCAGUUGGUCUCAAAAUGGUAAUACCCACUGA